AUGGGGCUUCACACCCCCUUUAUCCGCCGCGCAGCAGCAGACUUCAACGCCCGACAAGAGAAACAAGCUAGGAACUUGGCCCCAGAGCGCGGAAGAGCACGAUCGCAAGAUUCCCCGGAAACCGGGUUCACGGAUGCCGGGGAGGAGCAGGAAUUGCUCUCGCGGGAGGAGGACAGCGACCCCGAGGGCGUGCGGAGACGGAGUACGAGCAGCAGUGCUCCGAACCGGAAAGCGCAGAACACAAGUGCAUCUGCAGGCUUAGAGGAAGGUGGUUCUAGUCCGAGUGGGCUUGAUACCGCGGAAGGCGGCAUAGAUGGGGAUGAGGAUAAUCUACCCAUGCCGGCGUGGAGACGUGGUGCUCCUGUGAAGCAGUCCUGGCUGCGAACGAAGAUUGUUUCUGUUUUUUGGACUGUGAUUAAUCUGCUACGUACUCCUGCCUAUGCAAUUCCGCUGGUGAUCAAUCUCACAGGCAGUAUUUGGUUCUUUUUGCUUGUUGGGAAACAUGGUAGGUGGUAUUCCACGGCUUGA
Messenger RNA from Penicillium paradoxum, 528 nucleotides. RefSeq lists its product as uncharacterized. Bases 1 to 528 code for a protein of 175 amino acids. The record is from RefSeq and is a predicted model, not a curated record. Lineage: Eukaryota; Fungi; Ascomycota; Eurotiomycetes; Eurotiales; Aspergillaceae. The transcript has a single exon.